Messenger RNA from Aspergillus fumigatus Af293, 1461 nucleotides. RefSeq names its product putative MFS sugar transporter. Gene Ontology annotation, cellular component: membrane. Gene Ontology annotation, biological process: carbohydrate transport; transmembrane transport. The record is from RefSeq and is a predicted model, not a curated record. The transcript is spliced from 8 exons. Lineage: Eukaryota; Fungi; Ascomycota; Eurotiomycetes; Eurotiales; Aspergillaceae. Bases 1 to 1461 code for a protein of 486 amino acids. Gene Ontology annotation, molecular function: carbohydrate:proton symporter activity.
AUGCUGCUAGAUGAUGCUGGCCUCCUCAACGGGUUACAGGCUGUGACCUCGUGGAACGAGUUCUUUGACCACCCGAAAGGCACAAUCUUGGGACUCUACGCUGCCUCUUUGUACCUCCCAUCGAUUGUGACGGCUUACCUGGGUGAUUUCCUAUCUCAGCGCUUCGGGCGCCGAAUCACCCUGGCUCUGGGAUCUUUCAUUGUCCUUGCCGGUGGUUUCAUCAACGCCUUUGCUAGUAGUGCUGGGAUGUGGGUUGCUGGUCGCGCCAUCAUCGGCGGAGGUGGCGGUCUCGCCAAGGUGGCCGCCCCAGCGCUCAUUCAGGAGAUCGCCCACCCUCGGUUACGACCGAUGUUGGCUUCCUGCUAUUAUCCUUUCUUCUACUUUGGCGCUCUGCUAUCAGCGUUGCUUUGUUUCGCGGCUCUCUACAUCCCAGGCGACUGGUCAUGGCGGACACCGUCGAUCGUCCAAGUUGUGGGACCUUUAUUUGUCCUUGCUACAUUGAAAAGCUGCCCGGAAUCACCAAGAUGGCUCGUGUCCAAGGAUCGAACAGCGGAAGCCUCGGCGAUAUUGAGCAAGUACCACGCCAACGGUGUUGUCGACGACCCUCUUGUCCGAUGGGAAUUGGCCGAGAUCCAAAUGGUACUGGAGAAAGAACGAGUGGGGCUCCAUGCAUCCUAUCGAGACUUCUUCAUGACAGCAGGGAAUCGACGGCGUCUUAUUGUACUCUUGUCUCUUUGUGUCGGCACCAACUGGGUCGGCAAUGGCACUGUCUCCUACUAUCUGACCCCGGUACUCAACUCGAUCGGGAUAACGUCUCCAGUCCAGAUCACGCUUCUCACAUCCGGGCUCGCCAUCUGGAACCUCAUCCUGUCAUUCGGCGCCGCGUUGAAUGUUGAACGUUUCGGUCGCCGUCCACUGUUCCUCGUCUCAAUCAUCGGUAUGCUCGUUUCUUACGUCCUCAUCAUGGGCCUCUUCGCUGGUUUCGCUACCACAGGGAGUCACGCUAUGAGCGUGGCCGUAGUUCCGUCCAUUUUCCUAUACUAUGGCUUUUACGACAUCGCCUGGACACCGCUACCGGUUCCAUACACAGCCGAGAUCCUGCCUUUCAGACUGCGCACCAAGGGCCUUGCCUUGUUCACGUCAGUCGGAACCAUGGCGAACUCGUUCAAUCAAUUUGUGAAUCCCAUUGCGCUGCACGCCAUCCAAUGGAAAUAUUACGCUGUGUAUAUUGCCAUUCUGUUGUUCUACUUGGUCUUCGCGUAUUUCAUGUAUCCGGAGACCAGGCACCAUACCAUCGAAGAAGUCUCCAUGAUAUUUGACAAGCGCAAUGAUGAGAUAGCGAACCUGAAUGAGCUCGCACUGCGCGAAGUGGAGAAGCGCGCUGCCGAUGGGUAUGCGCACCGUGGGAAAGACGAGGUUUCUGAAUGGAAGGGAAGCUGCUCUCAUAGAGAGGACGUCUAG